GGGGAUUUGGUCGUACUUCAUUCUGAUCGUGAUGACGUCAUCAGAACAUGCGAUCAGCCUACCGUAUGUGAACGUUUGAACUUCGAAUGUGCGCUGGAAAGCGCAUCAAAGCUCGACAAGUAUACUGAGCAAAAUACAGCUUUCCCUCAAAGUCCUACCGCCAAACACAUCAUCUGCGACUCCAAGUCCAGGAACGCAAGCUGAAUCGCACAGGAAAGAAUCACUACGGACACUAUUCCUCGAGCUUUUUCCUCCUACUAAUUUAUACGAUGCACGCGAGUCUCUAGCCAAUCUCCAGCAAUUGGAUAGGGAGGAAGGCGCGUUGUCAAGCACAGCCGACGAGGAAGAGAUCACUUUAAGAAGAGCGGUGCUUGGAAAGCUCGUAGUUGGUCUAUAUGUCCAGGCACUGAAUACCUUUUUGCAAGAAGCGAGCAGCGCAGAUACAGAGCUGGAAUGGUGGGCGGACAUCAGUCGUUCGCGUUGGCGGGUCGCGUAUCAUCUUCUGCAAAUAACAUGACUCCAUCCUGAAUCUACCUCUGCCGAGGAUCUCGAAGCAGAAGGCUCUACGCCUCGUCUUUUCGAUUAUGCGGAUUACAUACAAAGUUCUUGUUCACUUCCUACCUUCUCGGGCAUUUAUAUCUUUUCCCGGACGUGUGCUCAAUCUAUCACGAACGAUCCUAGUCACAUUACGCAGCCAAAACCUACCAUUCAACCUAUCCGUCCUCACGCCGUCAUCUCUCCGCAGAUUGUUCCCAUCAAGGAACAUCCUCCGCCCCAACACCCUCACAGUCGCACUCUUUCCCUAUCUCCGCCAUGAACCAUAUACAGUCUCACUGAGCAGCGUCCACGUUCCUAUGGCCUCCACUUCUCUAAGGGCAGGUGCAGAAUCAAUGAUUCAUGGGUUCUUUACGACGCUGAGGAAUACAUGGAGGAAGGUUGUAGCUUUGUUGACCUACCCGUUGGAUUUGGUUCGCAAUGAAUGUCGGUACAAGCGAGACGAAUUGGAAAGGGUCAGGAAUGAGAGGGCUGAAGUCCUCGGCGCACUUGCGGACCUUCGAGAACAGCUUAUAUCUGCUCUGGAAGAACCCUCCAAUGAAGAAGGUCUCACCAGACUCGCGUUCUUCGCCACUCAACUACAACUGAUCGUUCGUAGUGAGUUCGUCGCCGCAAAACAACCUCCCGCCCUACCUCUAUCAAGCCAAGAUGUCCUCCAACCUCUCUAUGCAUUCGCAUAUACCACCCUUCCCGCCCACAUAUCCUUCCAUGUCCAACAUCUGAACGCACACGGACUUAUUCGUCCUUCGCGCCUAACGCUCAUUUGGCCAAAACUGGUCUUCUUGCCCCCACUAGCGUUGUAUGCGGUGAGGUCUGCGUAUACCAGUAGGGCGAGUUUAGAAGAGAUGGCUAGGGAGGCUGCGGAGACUGUUAAAGGGUUCUGGGAAGGUUGGUUGUUGGCGCCGUUGAAGGAUAUCGUGAAGACUGUCAGAGCGACGGACGAAGAUGGGGUUAUCGUGACCAGGGAAAGCGUCAAAGCCGAUCUGGAUUCAUUGGAACGGAUGACGUUGGCAUUGGCUCGAGAGAAGCUCCAUUACAACCCGGAACAACUAGCUGCACUGACCAAACAGAUCCGAUUGGGAGACCUGACACCUGUGAUGCAGAUCUACGAGGACGAUAUCAGGAGUCCGUUAAAGUCGGUCGUUGGGGGGACUUUGCUGCGUACCUUAUUUGUUCAAAUUCAAAAGGCCAAGGUGGAUAUCGACCAGGCACUCUCCGGCAUUGACAAGCUUCUAAAAUCCCAAGAACUCACUUUCGCAUUCGUCGGCGUGGCCCCCGCACUGGCUAUUGUCUACAUGUCUGGGAGUUACCUUCAUGCGUUGUACGCUGGAGGUCGGGGAAGUGGUAGGUACGGCGGUAAGAAGAGACGAACCAGAGUUUGGUUGGCGAUGCGGAGCAUAGAGCGUCUGCUCAUCGCAUUGCCAAAAUCCAAACACGAUCAUACUCCCUCUUCCCCCGCCGACCAGCCUCCCUCAUCUUCAAUUCCCCCUCUAACAUCCGGACUCUUGCUGCUCUCCCUCACUUACUUACGAAGCUACGCCACGACUUACCUACCACAAAAUUCAAGGCUGCGUGAAGGAUUCUUGGAUGACGUCUCGGAUCUAGAGAACCCCGCUCUCGGACGAGGAGAGAAGAUGCGCAUCGUAGACAGGAUGUGGAAGAGUUGGGGUGAUGUGCUCGGUUGGAGGCGUAUCGCUGCGAGUGAAAGCUUGGUGUAGCGUAGACUACGGUAUAGAAUGGUCUCCGUCCUUGGAUAACGAGUCAGGAUAUGACCCGCCUCCAUUCUAUUGUCGUUCAUUUUUGGUGAAAACUGCUCUGCAUAGGAAGCCUCAAAGAACGGGUGGCUGUGAAGCGCUUUCAAAACUGUAACUGCCAAAACGGGGAUGGAUAGGGAUGGAUCCGAGUUUUAAGCGCCUUGGUACUUGAACGAACGAGUAGUUGCGAUACCUAUUCUGACGAUGCUAUCGACACAGAAAAUGGAGAGACGUGUAUCACAUUCUUUUAAAGCUCCAAACCUGAGAAAGAAGAAACGAAAAGCCUCAAG
Somion occarium is the source of this 2599-nucleotide messenger RNA. The record is from the annotation of a GenBank genome assembly. NCBI's taxonomy places the organism in Eukaryota, Fungi, Basidiomycota, Agaricomycetes, Polyporales, Cerrenaceae.